CUGACCGAUCGCUGCGGUACUUCAUAACCAAUCUUUGGUUAGUUUAAACAAAGUGUAAUAUUAUUUAUAAAAUGAGAUUAUUACACGAACUGAAUUUGUUGGGCUUUGGCCCUCGUGGAUUAGGGAAUCACUCCCACGAGCAUUGUAGGUCCGUACCUUAUGGCCACGGACCUUAUGGCCACGGACAUCAUGUCCAUGGACCUCAUGGCCACGGACCUCAUGGCCACGGACCUCACGGCCAUGGACCUCAUGGCCACGGACAUCAUGACCAUGGACCUCAUUUGGGCAGACCAUAUUGUCAUGGGCGACAUGGACACAAAAUUCAUGGCCACAGGUUCCAAUUUCACACGCCACAAGAGCAUGGUCCACGUCACCACGGACCCUAUGACCACAGGCCUCAUUGUCACAGAGCUCACGGGUCUGGACUUCAAGGAAUUCAUCGUAUCGGCUGCUCUCCAAGACGGUUAUUCAGAGACCCACAGGGAUGUACUACAAGAAAGGAUUGUGCAAAUGUGAUCGACUCAUCACGACGACCUCAUUCUGUUUGAUCUUUUAACAAUGACAUUAAAAUAGAAGUAUAAUAAUAUCAUAUCAUAUGAUAUCAUGAGAAUUUUAGAAAUCAAACAGAAACAUUAUGACACUUCAGUAAUUUAAUGCAAGGUUUUUACGUCGUACGGUUUCACUCUGAACUAUAAUAAUGAUGUUAAUAUAUUUAAUAAUUUCAUUUUUAUUAGUAUAUGAAUAUAUUUCAUAUGGUUUGAAUGAAUGCGGGUAUAUUAUAUAUAUAUAUAAUAUUUGAUUAAAUAAACUACAAGAUCAUAUCUGAAGAAAUCAUUAUAAGGAGAACAUAAAAAAAAUAAAAAUGCUAUUAUUAUUAUAAAGUGCUUUGAAUUUUAUCAGUGACUUAACACUUGUCAACUGAUGGAAGAUAAUCAGAUGACUGUUAUUGUAUUAAAUAAUUUUUUUACAACA
This is a messenger RNA of Danaus plexippus (monarch butterfly), 972 nucleotides long. RefSeq lists its product as uncharacterized. The record is from RefSeq and is a predicted model, not a curated record. The transcript has 2 exons. The coding region runs from base 160 to 516 and encodes 118 amino acids. NCBI's taxonomy places the organism in Eukaryota, Metazoa, Arthropoda, Insecta, Lepidoptera, Nymphalidae.